This is a messenger RNA of Chroicocephalus ridibundus (black-headed gull), 885 nucleotides long. It is a transcript of the gene CAPZA3, whose product is annotated as capping actin protein of muscle Z-line subunit alpha 3. Gene Ontology annotation, biological process: barbed-end actin filament capping; actin cytoskeleton organization. Gene Ontology annotation, molecular function: actin filament binding. NCBI's taxonomy places the organism in Eukaryota, Metazoa, Chordata, Aves, Charadriiformes, Laridae. Gene Ontology annotation, cellular component: F-actin capping protein complex; actin cortical patch. The record is from RefSeq and is a predicted model, not a curated record.
AUGUGGUCAAGGAAGGAGCUCCGCAAGCCGAAGAAGGUGUCUCUCAUUUGCAGCCUGCUGCGCCAGUCCCUUCAUGGGGAGUCUGGCCAGAUUGUCUGAGACCUCUCUGCCCUUGUCCAAGAUGAGAAGCUGGUGACACAGGAGGCUGCCCGCCUGGGGGCCUGUCACAACAAAAGCAACUUCACCCCCAUCCAAAUAAAUGCACUCCUGACCCAUUACAACAACUUAGAGGGAAACCGCUUCUUUGAUCCUCAGGACAAAUUGUCUUUUGUGUUUGACCACCUGUGUGGGGUAACCAGCAAAACCCAAAGGCAGGGUGUGAUGCUAGGUGAGGGGGAGCUGUGGCGAGAGGCCCUUCACAAGGGCUUCACGGCCUACGUGAGCUGCCACUUUCCUGUGGGGACCUGCGGUGUGUUCAAAAAAGGCCUGGGGAAGAGGCAGAUGUUUGUGGCCUGCAUUGAGGCUCAUCAGUACCAGCCUUCAAAUCACUGGAACAGCCUGUGGAAGUCAGGCUGGACUUUUGCCCUGACUCCUGUUACCACUCAAGUUACAGGGAUCUGUCCCCUCCAGGUACACUACUUCAAAGAUGCCAACCUCCAUGUAACUGUCAGCAAGUCUGUGAGUGAGACUCUAAAUGUGAUAGACCAAAGUCAACGUGCUACAGACUUUGUGAAACUCAUGAAAGCUGAGGACACCAAGUUUCAUGUUGCCAUCCUGGAAAACAUUCAGGCUUUGUCAGAGGAUAUAUGGGAAAAAAAUCUGCAGAGGAAACUCCCUGUUACUCACACUUCUAUGAGCUGGAAUAAACUAUUGAAUGAUCAGCAUCUGAACACCAGUGUCUCCAAUGCAGAAAUGCCUCCAUGCUUACUGAAACACACUAUUUGA